CAUCUAUCGCAGACGAUAUCCUCUCCUCUCCCCAAGGCCGAAACGAUUGCAUAUGUUUUACUUUACCCACAUGAGAGCGAUUGACGAGUGAAGCUGAAGACAACUCCUAUUGCGCAGACGCAAGGAUUUUAUAAAAUUAUUUUAGGGACUUUUGCCUGUCGCACGAGAACUGGUGGACUAGCUGACGACGAUUCUACCAAAUUCGCCCCAGCGCGAAGAUGGCACGUAAUUGGACCCUCAUCGUUGUUUUUAGCGGUUAUAUACCGCUAAUACUUACUGCAGCGUUCACGAUAUGUAUGGCAUGGUUCUACACACGCCGAUAUGCAUGCACCAUUCGAAGUAACUGGGCCUCACACGUCGCAAUCAUUUCCGGUCUGACGUUCUCGUUGUUGACCAUGCUACUCAUCCCUCUGGACGUGUUUUUCGCCUCCUAUGCCAAAUUACCCAAUGGAACCUGGGCUGACUGGGCUAAGAACGGCAGCCUGUUACAGGAUGUAGAAGACACACUUGAGGAUACCUAUUUCGUGUUCUACUCGAUCGUAUUGGUCCACCUCUUCGUGAUAUUGCCGUUUGUCUAUUUCUAUUCAGAAGAUUCAGCAAAUCUACUUCUUGAAGCAUCUGUUGGAUCUCGAAUUGGACGAGCGAUUUUGUUCACGUUGGUGUUCCCGCUGGCUUUCGGAGUUAUGCUCACAGUUGGUGCGGUGAUUCCAAUGCGAGAGCCAAAUGACAACUCUACGGAAUGGGAGUGGCUCAUUCGCGAGUUCAAGGAGAACAAAAAGAAGGACAUGUUCGGUUUCGCUUUCUCAUUUGUGUCGGUCAUCGGCAUGUGCAUGUUAGUGAUGUAUCUUGGAUUAGGAAUGAUGGCAUUCCCACUGUCCUUGAUACGUGGACUGGCAUCCGCUGCCCGGGAGCGCGCUGCCAUUCAAGAGCAUCUUGAGAACCUUAAAGCACGAAUUUCUCUACUUAGAGCACGUGCACAAAUGGGCAAUGCAGGACAGGAAGAUUACCAAGUUCUGACAGUGCUGCAACAACAAGAGGCCGACAGUAUGCGGCAUGAGAGAAAUCUACAAGAAUUUCAAUCAACUUGGUAUUACCGCCUGCGUACUCCGAUUCGGACUGUCCAAAUAAUACUCGGCCUUGGAGGCCUCUUAUUAUCGUUCCUGGUCCUUAUCUCAUUACUGCUAUCUAACGUUGACAAAGUGUUGAACUCAAGCGUCGAUUCUGGGUAUAUCCCAAAAAAACAAAAUUUACCAAACCCGAUCGAUUACGUACUUCUUCAAUGUCAACAGAUCUAUCCACUGGAUUAUAUUCUAUUCGUGACAAUGGUUUGCUACUUGUUCGUGUGUUGCACUUAUGCGUUGCAACGUUUUGGAGUUUGCGCGUUGUGUUUCCGAGCAUACUCAAUCCGGCGUGGAAGGACUGUACCCCAGGCUCUUGUUAUGCUUUCGUCUGUACUUAUCCUGUGCGUGUUUGGUCUUCAGAUUCUGAUCUACUCAGUGUCCCCCGAGUACACUUCGUUCGGCAACCAGCACUAUAUUUACGGUGGGACGGUAAUUAGGCCAUGCGACUAUGACGCGCCUGUUGGCGAUUGUGUUCAGACACGAGCUACCGCUCUCCUCAGACGAUUCGAUUAUAAAAUGACAGCGUUCGGGUUUGGCUACUAUUGGCUUUCGUGGCUUUUCAUUAUGGUAUCGGUUGUUAGCUACUUCGCGUUUCAAUUCAGGGUCCGCAUCACAGCUGCCCGUCAACGUAUGGAAGAAGAAGCAGAAGAUCUUCUCGAAUAGAUACUUCUUUUUCUGGUCAACGAGAAGCAACGCAAGGUCACUAAAAUGAAGACGUCAUCGACGAAUGACUUAGACAAAGUUUACCAGAACGAAUAUCUACCCUGAUAAUAGAGACAUAGAGGGAUAUCGUUAAAAAAGCCGCUUGUCUGUAGGAUAAUCAAAGGUCUUUUACUUGAAUGAUACCGUUGAUCAAUUAGGUCUGUUUGGACACUUGGCAAACUGAAACUGGAAGGCGCAAGGAACAGACAUCAGUUCAGCUUAAUUGGACAAUACAAGUUGCGAGCAUUUCGUUUUCUUUCCAUUGCUCGACAUGUCAGCCCAAAAAAUAAAGUUUAGAACUGCUUUUUACUGCCCGCAUAUUUAGACAAGCUAACUUUGUUACAAUCAACAAGAGGUCAGAAACGACUUAACGCAGUCGACAUAAAAUCUGGUAGAAUAUACCCCGCAGACGAAUCGUACACGGGAUAAGUUGGUACGAAGCACAUCCUUUAUCUCGUUCAAUUGCUGCGUUUUUUCGCUCUUACUUUAUGUAUAAAGAUUAAUAACCCGGUAAUUUAUCUGCUAUACACAUAUACAUGCCAGAUAUUUAUUUAUUUUUUGACAGUAUAUACGCGGCGUAUAUAUAAAUUUUGCCUAGAAAGAGGCGUACAGACGUGAUAAAAAGGCACGGUCAAAUAUUAAAAACCUUUUGAAGUAUGCAUCUAUUGCACGGAUGUCCACAGCUGCUUCAGGGAAUUUGUCGUGCUAAAUAUGUUUAGUCUAUAAUUGAAGUCCACAUCUAAUUAGUCAAAGAACACAUAGUCGGCCUGUUCGUACGCCUUGAACGAGGUCGAUUUGCUCCAUACAGACCGCUGCGUAGCCUGCAUGUACACAUUAAAUAGUAUGUUUUCGUAUUGUCAUAAGGAUAACACUAUGUCUUUACAUUUUGAAGAAAUCAUAUUGUGGCGUUGUGUUUGUGUGUUUCGAAUUAUGACCUUUGGAGAACCAAUUUUCUAGGGCGUUAAGUUGGUUUUAUCGGCAUGCAUUAUAACGCUAACGCUGUGAAAUAUUAUAUAGUUAUAUUGCAUAAACAUAUCUAUUUAGAAAUACUACAAACCUCAUAGAUACGUUAAGUUAGAUAGCUCGAAAUCCUUGUUUGUCCAUUCUAAUACGAACAGCGAUGCUAACUACGUAACCCACAGUUGUUUAGAUAAUUCGAACGCUACGCUAAUAUUGUAGCAAACAGUGAUGAUGAAUUGGUGCAAGAAAUUUAUGUACAACUUUACCAGAAGAGAAAACGUUUUCGCGGAGUCGUUGUCCGAUCUUGGUCGAAUGAUGUCGUGUAUAUUAUGCAUAUAUUUGCCGCUUGUAUCAGGUCGAAGGACAAAACAAGAAAGCGAAUGAUGCAGAAUGUAAUACAUAGUUAACUUGGAAACAGAAAGGCUCGGCCAUUUCAUUCCUACAAUAGCCGUGACCGGAUGGUAGUGUUAAACAAGAUAUGAAAACAGUUAUAGUACCAAAAAGUAACUAAAAAGAAAGUAUAUAUAUAGGUCCGAGAUAUUAUAGAAACUGUGAUUGGGAGCGUAAUUGAUGGAUCUUAGAAAAUCCAUUGAUAAAGGUGUGACGUGUACGCAGAACGAUAUAAAUUCAAAGCCUUCAUUUGCUUUCGAAUUUGAAGUUAAAAGCGUGCUAUUUUUUCUAAUUGGACUGCUUGCUAAAAUAAUUCAAUAUGCAAUGAGACAUAGUUUAAAGUUUCUCUAGGUUUCAUGAGGAAAUAAAUUCCUGCAAGCUGUAUUUGGUGAUUAGGUUUGUUUUUAUCAAAUUGUACUUUUUUUUUUUAUCAGAAGAUACAACAAUGUUAUAUAUCACAAAUUAAAUUUGACAAGUAGAUAUGGAGGUGUGAUUACUUUAGCUUUUUAAA
This is a messenger RNA of Varroa destructor (honeybee mite), 3684 nucleotides long. Its product is annotated as lysosomal cobalamin transport escort protein LMBD1-like. Lineage: Eukaryota; Metazoa; Arthropoda; Arachnida; Mesostigmata; Varroidae. The record is from RefSeq and is a predicted model, not a curated record. Gene Ontology annotation, cellular component: vacuolar membrane. Gene Ontology annotation, biological process: protein localization to vacuole.